ACUGACUAUCUACUAACCUUAAAUCGCUUCACUUGCGUUCUUCGAAUAGUCAACGUCAUCUGACGUCAUCUUCGUCGUAAAAAAGAUUGGUUUCACUUCUCCAAGUUGCGAGACAGUUGGGCUGGAGGAUGGCGGUUCUGUCCGCUGUAAAAUCAGGCCUGGAGUUUGCUUUAGAAGUCUCCGAGUAUGUUAGUCCAGUCCUGACUGUGGCUUCAGCGCUGUAUGGGUGCUACGAAGAGGUGAAGGCCAACAAGGAGCGCUGUGGUCGGCUGGUAGAGAGAGUCAAGGUCAUAGAGAGUGUUGUGGUUGCCGUGACAGAUGAGGAUCUGGACAACCCCCUUGUACAAGGUGCCCUGACGAAACUCAAGAAGAUCCUGACUUCUGCAGAGGAGCUGGUGCGAAACAAUGGCAACAAACACUGGUUGUUGCGCGCGAUGAAGGCCAACAACCUGAAAGAUCAGUUUGUUGACCUGAACAAACGGCUGAGCGAAGUGUCGGACCAGCUGUCUCUCUGCCUGCAGCUGGAGCAGCUGAAGAAGCUCCGUGAAGCGUUUGAAGCCCAGCGGAGGGAGGAAGAGGACCAGCGUGACGCAGAAGACGACCAACUGGGGUGGCAAAAAGUACUAGAGGGGAUGAAUAAAACAGUGAACAUCAUUCAAAGAGACGUAAACGACCUACAAAGUGGCCAGAACAACCUACAAAAUGACAUUUCAGACAUUAAAACCAUCCUACAAAAACAGGGAGAGAUGAGGAAGAGUGAAUGUGACACAGUGGAUAGAAGUACAUCUGAACCAAAUAGUCAGAAAUCAUAUGAAACUUCAAUCGACCAGUACAAGGCUCACAUAAAGAAAACAUGGAAUCUAGUGAGGGAGUACAACUCACGCCCUGGGGCAGAUUAUGUCGUCAUGUCCGAGCGCUACAUUGACCUUCUGAUAGUUCAGAAGCACCGCGAGCUGAAAGAGAGGGAGCAGGAGAUCCGUCAAAAAGGGGAGGAGCUCUACCAGGUCUUCACCAGGGCCAGCAAGGACUACCUUUGCACCAGCUUGGAACAGCUCUUCAGUCCAGACAGCAAGGGGGAGGUGCCAAAAGCUGUCAUCCUUCAGGGCCACUCUGGAUACGGCAAGUCUUUCACUGCACAGAAGAUCAUGUACGACUGGGCAUCUGACGAAAUGUACAAGGACAGCUUUGAUUUUGUUUUUCACCUGAAGGUGAAGGAGCUCAACGGUGUAAAAGAUGAACUUCGCCUGGUAGAUCUCCUGCAGUGUGAUGGAAUUGAUAAACCCACAGUCUUAAAGGUUUUGCAGGACAUACCAGAGAGGGUGCUCUUCCUAGUGGAUGGUUUUGAUGAGCUCAGAUUGUCACAUGUGGACUCGCUCCAAUUCAGUCAUCGAGACCGUGGAACAGUUAACGUGGUUCUGGCAGCACUCUUGAGCGGUAGGAUGCUUUGCAAGUCCUCUUUGCUGGUCACCACCAGGUCCACUGCUUUAAAGGCUCUCAGCGAUAUGCUGAAAGGCCCCCAACGCUUCACGGAGAUCUUAGGGUUCUCUGACAGAGGGGUGGAGAACUACUUCCAGGCCUUCUUCGCAAGAGAGGAAGACCCAGAGGCUGGGAUUAAAGCGCUGAAACAUGUGAAGGACAAUGAAACCCUCCUCACAGCCUGUUUCAUUCCCGUUACCUGUUGGAUUGUCUGCAACGUCUUCAAAGACGUGUUCAAAGGAGGCACAGACAUAAUCACUGAUUUGGACACCAGCACCUCCAUAUUUGCACACUUUGUGUUUACACAGAUGAAGCAUCAUGGUUCGGAUCUAGACGAGAGCGAAUGGACCAACCUUUUGAAAAACUUGGGCGAGCUUGCAGCGGACGGAAUCACAAAACAAAAAGUGCUGUUUGAUGAAUAUGAUGUGAAGCAGAAGGUGUCGAAUCACAGACUCGUCCCUUUCCUUUGCAAGUUCUUCCUGAGGAAGCUCAACGUCGAGACGAAGUACAGCUUCAUGCAUCUCAGCUUCCAGGAGUUCUUCGCUGCUCUCUUCUACCUCUUAAGUGAUACGGACAUUGCUCGGGAGCAAGUUGAGGAGAUGCUCCUCAAGGUAAAGCAGGGGCUCAAUGUCACCGACCAGAAGCUCCACAUGAGCCACCUGCUGCCUGUCAUCCAGUUCCUCUUUGGCCUUUCAAACAAGGAAGUCACGUCAUCCCACCAGCUGUCUGCCUUUCCAGAAAUUCGCUCCCUGCUGGAAGAUUGGAUCUGUGACUUGAUCGAGGCAGAGGAGGGACUUCCAAGGACUCACAACAUUCAGCUGUUCAUUCUCCAGUGCCUGUAUGAGGUCCAUGAGGAGGGCUUUGUCCAGAAGGUCAUGGAGAACUGGAACAGAAUCAACCUGGACGGCAUCCCUUUGAAGAAGACGGACUGCAGUGUGCUGGCCUACUGCGUACGGCACUGCCAGGACAUGGAGCGCCUGACGCUCACACACUGCAACCUCACCGCCGAGAAGCUGAAGGUGCUCACCGAGGCUCUGGUUAAGUGUAAGGAACUAGGGCUGGUGGUGGAAGACCUGAGAGAUGGUGAGGAUCUGAUCACUGCUUUAGGAGAAGACAAGAUCGUGACAGACCUGCACUUAAAAAACAGCAGCCUUUCUCUGGGGGGUCUAGUGCAGGUCCUUAAUGCCCUUGCCAAACAGAGACGGGUGGAUGCUGUUGAUCUCACCCUGAGGAUUCCCUAUGAGAACUCCACCGCGACAACCAUCACCACGGAGAAGGAGGAUAUGUGUGGCCACCACACUGACACACCACAGGAGGGGGAAACUGAUGGACUGGACAUCAACCUGGAGAGAAAGAUUAUCAGCACAGAGCCUCUCCGAUGCAAACACACUCUUACACUGGGGCUUGGGGCACAGAUUGGCCAAUCGGAGCCAUGCAUGUUACAGAUCUCCAUCAGUCAGGCAGCUUCAUCUGAGCGCUUCAGCAACACCUGGACUGACCUUCUACAGACCGUAUACACAAGUCGCCCUCUAAGCUGUACUGCUCUGCAGUCCUCUCUCAUCCGUGUUCCUGACGUAAAGAUGGUGGAGUUGGUCUUCAGCUCCCUGACUGUGGACGUGGCCACCAAGUUCCUCUCCCUCUUCCAGGCCUGCCCCACUCUACAGAGUGGAGGGUGUAAGCAGUCGGAGAAGGCUGGAGGACAGGGGGAGAGUCUGUGUUCAGAUCUGGUCUGUCUGAGGAUGACCAGCGCCUUUUAUCAGUUAACUGUGAAACACCCGCCUGGAGACCUAUUCUCAGAAAUCACACUCGCCAUAGCAACCCCCUUAGAGGAAUCUGAUUGGCCCUGUGUGUUCCAGAAGCUCAGCACACUCAGUGAAGUACCUGGAGGUGUGGAUCUGACUUUCCUGCAUGCUGUGAGGGGUCUUCAGAGGCUGAUGCUGCAGGUGACCUGCCUGAUUGAGCGUUGGGCUGCUGACCUCCUCUCCCUCAUCCAGACCCCAGCCUGUUCACCUCUAGAGUACUGCAGUCUCAGAAUAAAUGAACCCCUUACUCACACCGACGGGGACAGCAUCUACUCAUUUCUCAGUGUGGAAAAGGAGGACAAGGAUAACAUCAUGCUGGUGGUGGAAUACAACAAGCAUCUGACUCCACUUACUGAGGCCCAGAUCACAGACAUCUCGAUCACUGUACCGCGCUCCGAGAUCGCCAGCAUCGACUGUCACAAGAUCCGUGAGCUGAGAGAUUUAGACGAGGGCACACCUGAGUUUGUGGAUCAUGUGUCAUCUGUCCCUGGCCUCCAGAAGAUCAAACUGGUCAUCGGCUGCCUGACUGGGAGCUGGGCAGGCACCCUCUGCUCUCUCAUACAAGCCUGCCCCACACUAGUCAACAUCACGCUGGAUACUGGAGAAGGGGGGAAGGGACUACUGCUGGAGGAAGGGAUCCAGUCCCUGCAGGAUGGACUACAGACACUGAAGAAGUCACUGAGUCGUCCACACCUCACUCUAACACUUACAGGGAGGAGAUGUGGGAAAGACUCGGAUCACUGCGCUGCUCCAGAGGACUGGGAGCGGAGUUGUAACAACAGGGUUCAGCUGCAGAGCCGCGGGCUGGAGGAGUUCACACACACACUCCUGGAGGGGCUCACACACACACCCCUGGAGGAGGGGGGAGCUGAGGAGGAGGACAAGGAGGUGGAGGAGCGCAGAAGCCUGCUGAAUCCACGGCAGGGUGGAAAGGACUGUCUGUGUAGGUGUGGAAAGGACUUACCAUGUGGGUGUGUACUGCUGUGAGUGUUUGUAUGAUCCACCUCCAGCCUGGGCUACACUCCCCCAGCUCAUAAGGCUACACUCCCCCAGCUCAUAAGGCUACACUCCCCAGCUCAUAAGACUACACUCCCCCAGCUCAUAAGGCUACACUCCCCCAGCUCAUAAGGCUACACUCCCCAGCUCAUAAGGCUACACUCCCCCAGCUCAUGGAAAUGUGGGCUGUGGGUCUUGAGAGAAGUUGAGAUCUAAAUGGGCACUUGAUCAUUCUUUCAGUCUCUAUGGUGCAUGUCCUGAUGCUGUGCUCUCUGCGUGAGGUGAUACACUUGAUCAUCCUUUCAGUUUCCGUUUCAUCCUGAACCUCUUUCACAUCUGGAAGCCAUAACAUUACAGGAUGGAAAGCCCCCCAGUAAAGACGAUACUCUAGCCAUUCCCUCAGAGACAGAGUCCAGUCAGACCUAAAGGCUCAUGAUUCGCACAUAUUAAUGCGAAUUGGGGUGGGGUGUUUUGGUUACCGCAUUUUCCUGACUAUUAGCUACACCAUUUACAGUAUUUUAUGUAAUUCUGUCGAACAAACAUAACUUUAACAUAGUUUUUUCAACAUUACAUAACUGUGUCAGGUAAAACUUCAUAUCAUGAUGAUGUGGUGCCAGUGCUACUAGCCAUUUAAAUGUUUUUUUUUUUAAUUCAAGCAAAAAUGCUAGCUACCUCCUCCCCGCACACUAAAGUGUGGAUUGGGCCAAAUUUUUCUGUCCCGCGUCUGACAGCCAUUCAAAUAUUUUGUCCGAACCCGACCCGAGCCCAACGGAGACAAUGUCUCAACUGUUCAUACUAAUGACACAUUUACGUACUUUUUUUAAUGAAUAGCCUGCCUUUAUUAAACUCGGCAUCAACAGAUAAAUGCACUCGCUCACACAAACAAGUGCUGUUAAACGCAUAAGAGGGCCAAUAAGCAUAUUGAAAUUAAAUUAUUCACAUUGCAAGAACGGAAUAAAAUAGCCUACACAAUACACACGCCAGGCAUCUGCUAGCCCUAAAUAAAACUCACGUUAUAUGCUACACCAGAGGAGGCGCAACAAACAAGUCUUACCAUUGAAGAUCUUUUUU
Molecule: messenger RNA, 5345 nt
Organism: Clupea harengus (Atlantic herring)
Lineage: Eukaryota; Metazoa; Chordata; Actinopteri; Clupeiformes; Clupeidae
Biological process (GO): cell surface receptor signaling pathway
Cellular component (GO): cytoplasm
Source: RefSeq, a predicted model, not a curated record